Molecule: messenger RNA, 1294 nt
Organism: Strongylocentrotus purpuratus (purple sea urchin)
Lineage: Eukaryota; Metazoa; Echinodermata; Echinoidea; Camarodonta; Strongylocentrotidae
Gene: rtraf
Product: RNA transcription, translation and transport factor protein
Exons: 7
Coding region: 116-835 (239 amino acids)
Biological process (GO): tRNA splicing, via endonucleolytic cleavage and ligation
Cellular component (GO): tRNA-splicing ligase complex
Molecular function (GO): RNA binding
Source: RefSeq, a predicted model, not a curated record
AUUACGUACAUUGCAACGUGAAAUAAACUUUGCCUCAGCGACGUUCCUGUCAUCAAAACUCCACCUCAUCUCAGCCCAUUGUUCUUUUAUUUAUUUCAUUUUCCACUGGAUUAACAUGUUUAAAAGAAAGCUGCAAGCUCUAAAUAAUCCACAGUCUGAUUUUAAUGUUAAUGAUGAGAAUUGUUGGCGGAACCUAGUGGAAUGGCUAGAAGACCAGAAGAUCCGAUUUUACAAGAUUGAAGACAGGGCUGAUCUAAGAAACAAGAGCAGUACUCAAUGGCCUAAAGCAUUCGUCAAAUAUAUCCAAGACUUACAAUGUCCCUUAGAUGGCAGUGACAGACUGGCAGUGUGUGAUUGGAUACUGGGUCAUGCCAUCAGACUUGAGUUUGGAGAAAAAGCUCAAAUGUUCAAAGGAGAAGUAGCAGCACCUCAGAGCCCUUCAGGACCUGUAGCAGAGGACCCCUUUGCAAGUAUUGAUGUGUCUAGUCCAGACGUGAAGGCUGGCCUGGUCUCCCUUUGCUCACUACUCAAUAUUCCUAGACAUGUGGAUCCUAUCGUCACUUUGGAAGCAAUUGCUCUCCUUAUUAAAGACAGACUCUCUGAGGAUGCACAGGAGGGUGAAUUUGAAGAGGGGGUGGAGGUGGACCUCAGUGAAUAUGAAGCAGGAUUUGAUGCCAAAGAUCCAGUAUUGAACGAUGCGGGGAGGAUUUUACGGCUACUUCACAUCAACGAGUUACGAGACCUUCAAACCAAGAUCAAUGAAACUAUAGUUGCAGUCCAGACACUGACCGCCAAUCCAAAGACUGAUCAACGACUCGGGAAAGUGGGACGGUAACGUCCUCUCGGGCUCACAAAAUUAUUUAAUUCACAGUGACUUAUAGGAACAACAAUGUGGAAAGCACACUCUGUAUGGCUACUGGAUCAAUCAGUUUCAGUCUCCUGCGGUAUUUUAUUAUUUCUGAAGUUCUUGUAAAUUCAAGGUUUUUCUUAUAUACAGACAAUUUUCUUCUUAAAAAGAAAAGUGGCAUCAUGCUAUUGGCUGUUCAUUUAAAGAAAUGUUUAAAAGGGUAAUUCCAUUGAGAGUAAAGACGCUAUUACUUGUUUUAAGUUUGUGGCUUAGAUAUUGGGUAGUAAUAGUAUAAAACUGGUUUCACAUGUUGCUUAUUCGAGGAACAGCUUAUUCAGAAAUUAAUAGAGAAUUUGAAUUUGACCUCCCAAUUUAAAGAUUUGUUUCGUUUUAUGAAGAAAAAUUACUUUGGCUGUCUUUGUCUUAUCUUUGUAAAAAAAAAAAAAA